Messenger RNA from Sclerotinia trifoliorum, 1344 nucleotides. NCBI's taxonomy places the organism in Eukaryota, Fungi, Ascomycota, Leotiomycetes, Helotiales, Sclerotiniaceae. The record is from the annotation of a GenBank genome assembly.
GAAUUCUUGAUAUAAGAGCUCUUGUCCUCAUGCAUCCAAGAGUUUUAAUUCUCAGCUGUGCUCCUUUCAAUUCUCUUUCAGUCUUCAUUUUACACUUGCAAGCUUGACGCUUCUAGAUUCACGUUCAAUUCAUUAAUUCCAGUACCUCCCUUUCACAGCCCGCCUCCAAAGCAAGCACCCCUCAACAUCCUAAUUUCAAAAUGUUAAGUAACUACAUCGUCAUUGGCGCCAUGCUUGCCACUAGUAUCUCGGCACUCCCACUUCCUUUAAACAUCAACCUCGGAGCUUAUUCACCUGCCUUGGUAGUCGGUGAUGGUGAAAUAUCAUUCGGAGGAAAAGCAGAUGUAUCCAAUCUUAUGAACGCACUUGAAGGAGCAGCCGUUAGCGGAGCCGCAACAAAUGGUGCCGCAACAAAUGGUGCCGCUAAAGCACAAACACAAGCACAAGCAGCACCAGUCGCACCAGCCGCAGCCGUUGAAGCACCUGCCGAAGACAAGACUGAAGCCCAAGUAACAGCACUACAAGGAAUGGGCAAGGAAAUUGCACCUCGUGUCGUUAAGCUCCAACGAUCGAAUGUCGAAAAAGCUGCCAAACGUGAUAUUCAAACCUUGACUGCUGCUCUCAAUUACGCUGCCGGUGCAAUCAAGACGAGUCCCGAAGUCCAACUCGGAACAGAAGCAGCUGGUGUUGGUAUUCUUGUCAAGGCUGGAAGUACUGCUAAUGCACCUGCUGCUGCUGGCGCUGCUGCAAAAGUUAAGAUGGGCAAGCGUGAGGACGGUGUUGCAGACGCCAAGACAAAGACUACUGUUACCACUAUGUUUAUUCGUGGUGGACCAGCCGGUUAGUUACUAUCCAUUCAUCCUCAACCAUAAACCCCAAGCUAAUAUAACAACAAUAUAGUCGGACAAACAAACACCAUCUCUACAGUCCACAACGUCGAAGAUCUCAAUAACUCAGCGGUCACCAAGCGUGAGCCAAGUCCAGCUAUUGAUGGUGUCAACCUCAAUAUGGCUGAGGGACAAGUUGCCGAGCUUACUUUUGUAGAGACAAGAAGUGCAGAUGAUGAGGAAUAGAUUUCCUAUCUCGUCUGUGUGACAGAAGAAUAUGGAUAGGGGAAGGAGCGGAAUUUCAAUUUAUUAGCGUCGGAAACAAUUAAAAGAUAAUUUGUUUGAUAUACUCUCUUGCACGGCAUGGUAGCCAUGAGUGUGUUUUUUUCUUUCUUUCUUUCCUUUUCUUUUCCUGUUUUUUUCGGUUACUACAAAGGCGUUUUCAUAGCUCGGUUCGGUUCAAGCUCUUGUAUACCAUAUAGGUUCUUAACGGUGGUAAUUGGAAGGAAGAUGGCUG